Cryphonectria parasitica EP155 is the source of this 939-nucleotide messenger RNA. RefSeq lists its product as uncharacterized. Gene Ontology annotation, biological process: mRNA splicing, via spliceosome. Gene Ontology annotation, cellular component: nuclear speck. Gene Ontology annotation, molecular function: RNA binding. Lineage: Eukaryota; Fungi; Ascomycota; Sordariomycetes; Diaporthales; Cryphonectriaceae. The record is from RefSeq and is a predicted model, not a curated record. Bases 1 to 618 code for a protein of 205 amino acids. The transcript has 6 exons.
AUGUCUCGCGGAGGAACCACGCUCUACGUCACUGGCUUCAGCCAUGGCACUCGUGCCCGCGACCUAGCCUACGAGUUCGAACGCUAUGGCAGGCUCGUCCGCUGCGACAUCCCGGCCCCUCGCUCUGCGAGCAGCAGACUGUUUGCGUUUGUGGAGUACGAGGACCGUCGUGACGCCGAGGACGCCUACCAUGAGAUGCAUAACAAGCGCAUCGGUCGUGACGACCUCCUGAAGAUCGAGUGGGCUCGUACCCCUCCCUCUGCCUCCUGGCGCUUCGACUCUGGACGCGAGCGUGAUCGUGGCAGUGACCGUGGUGACCGUGGUGACCGCCGCGCUCCUCGAUCUCCUCGACGCAGGUCUCCCAGCCCUCGCCGUGCUCGCGACUACUCUCCUCGCAAGGAUGAUCGCCGUGACCGCGACCGCGAUUACGACCGCGAGCGUCGUGAUACCCGUGAUCGCUCUCGUUCCCCGGAUCGUCGAUAUAGCGACCGUGACGACCGUGACAAGGACUACAAGGAUGACCGUGAUGACCGGGACCGCCGUGAUACCAAUGGUGACGAUCGCAAGGCCCUGGACAGCCCUCCCCCUGCUCACGAUGACCUCGAUGUCGCAGAGUAGAGGUCUGCUAUGUUGACGGAUCGAGAGGUUUCUGCUCUCCUCCCCCUCUCUACGGAACUAACAGAACGGAAAUGCUUGGCCUUUCUUGACUUCCUUUUGGAAUCUUUUAGUCUCGAUGCGGAAUCCCAAAGAUGAUGCCGGCGGUUGGGUUCACCACGACCACGUGGAUGCGGAUGCGAGUCGAUAUUUUCCCCCCAAAAAUGGAUCGAAGACGGAUACUGAAAGCAGACCCGUCGUGAAUUAGCCAGAUUGCAAUUAAUCAGCUUACUUUAGAUCCUUUGUAAGAGAAUGAAAAAUCUGUUGGCGUUGGGCCUGACUUUA